Manduca sexta (tobacco hornworm) is the source of this 952-nucleotide messenger RNA. It is a transcript of the gene Mlc1, whose product is annotated as myosin light chain 1-like. Gene Ontology annotation, molecular function: calcium ion binding. Gene Ontology annotation, cellular component: muscle myosin complex. The transcript has 7 exons. NCBI's taxonomy places the organism in Eukaryota, Metazoa, Arthropoda, Insecta, Lepidoptera, Sphingidae. The record is from RefSeq and is a predicted model, not a curated record. The coding region runs from base 137 to 589 and encodes 150 amino acids.
GGCUAAAUCUCAAAUAUCCAAACGAGAGCGCCAUCUAAGCCAGUUAAAACCGUCCCGCGAAAAGUUACCGAGCCCCACUUCUUGUCUGAACGUCUGCCAGUGAAGACCGGGAGGGAACCAACUAACACCAAACAAAAUGAGCGACCUCAGCAAGAACGACAUUGAAAGGGCAUCCUUCGCCUUCUCCAUCUACGAUUUCGAAGGCAACGGCAAGAUCGAUGCCUACAACGUUGGUGACCUUCUGAGGGCGCUCAACUCCAACCCCACAUUGGCCACCAUCGAGAAACUCGGUGGUACCAAGAAGAAGGGCGAGAAGCAGCUUACGCUUGAAGAGUUCCUUCCCAUCUAUAGCCAAGCCAAGAAAGACAAAGACCAGGGCUGCUACGAGGACUUCUUGGAAUGUCUGAAGCUGUACGACAAGAACGAGAAUGGUCUUAUGCUUGGCGCUGAACUCACACACACGCUCCUUGCGUUAGGUGAAAAACUGGACGAUAAUGAAGUCGCCGAAGUCACAAAGGACUGCAUGGACGCUGAAGAUGAGGACGGCAUGAUCCCUUACGCGCCAUUCCUGAAGAAGGUGAUGGUGUAGAAGUCAUCAUACUCGCCAUAUCUUUAGUUAUAAGAUCGUAACUUUCCUACGACGAAUGUGCGAUGGCUGGGACCCUAAGAGGCCGAAGGAAGCACCGGCAGCGGCGGAGGGCGCGGCGGAAGCUCCCGCGCAGGGCUAGGUUCCCUUGCGGUGGGGCUAACGCGUGUGCCGGCAGUCCGCACGGUCGCCUGCUGCCUGCGUCCGCUCCCAGCCACAUCGACACCCCGUAUACGCCAUCUUAGAUACGGACAAUCCCUUUUUUUAUACGAACGCCACAACUAUGCCAACUGUUUUGUACAACUUUCUAUCUAUGACUGUACAUACUAUAAUAAGAUUAAAUUAAAUAUACUGUAAAACACACGU